GCCAAUUCUGACCCAGAAUACUCGCAUCAUAUAUAUCUGUAGAGUGUAGACCCCCAAUUUCAUCGAACAUAUCGUGUGGCAGUAGUGAUCGAAAAUCCCUCCAAUCAGAAGUGAAUGAUGUCGUCUUCAAUUGGAUUUCUGCAGCCGCAAUUAUCAUCAUCAAGGAUUCCAUCUUUCCCAUCUUCAUCUGUAUCUGGACCCACCACCAUCAGUCUCUCCGCCCUGCGCUUCCACACCAUCUCAAAACCCGGUUCUCACAGUAUUCAAACUCAACCUCCUUCAACAAGGAUUCAAUGCUUUGCUGCAUUAAGUCCUCAGCUGAAGACUACUUUAGAUCAAGUAGUUACAUCACACAAGGUCAUCCUUUUCAUGAAGGGAACGAAGGACUUCCCGCAAUGUGGUUUCUCAAAUACAGUUGUUUCCAUUUUGAAAGCAGUUGAUGUACCUUUUGAAACAGUUAACAUUCUCGAGAAUGAAAUGUUGCGUCAAGGCUUAAAGGAAUAUUCUCAAUGGCCAACAUUUCCACAACUCUACAUCGAUGGGGAGUUCUUUGGCGGUUGUGACAUCACUGUUGAUGCAUACAAGAGUGGAGAGCUGCAGGAGCUAUUGGAGAGGGCAUCACUAUCCUGAUUGAUUCACGUUUGUAUUAUUACUCCAUAAUUGUAAUGAAACAUGUUACAGAAGAUCCUAUACCAUAUUCCAUUAUGCCCUUGAGUUUUUAUACUCGAGGGAGGUUCUUGAAGUUGUAUCUAUAAAAUAUGGUUCUUUUGUGCUUAAUGGAGAAAAGAUACAUAGAUUGUUGUA
Molecule: messenger RNA, 804 nt
Organism: Erigeron canadensis
Lineage: Eukaryota; Viridiplantae; Streptophyta; Magnoliopsida; Asterales; Asteraceae
Exons: 3
Coding region: 115-630 (171 amino acids)
Source: RefSeq, a predicted model, not a curated record